Molecule: messenger RNA, 1764 nt
Organism: Symbiodinium sp. CCMP2456
Lineage: Eukaryota; Dinophyceae; Suessiales; Symbiodiniaceae
Source: the annotation of a GenBank genome assembly
AUGGCUGCGAUCAAAUCGCUGGAGACGGAGGUCAUCGAGCUGGUUGUGAUGAGGCAGUGGUGGUCCCUGGCGCGGGAGCUGGUGGCCAAGUCCCACGAGCAGAAGGUGGACUUGUCCUUCUCCGUGCGGAAGGCUGUGCGGAGUCUCAAGGACGAGGCUGAUGAGCUUCUCCUGACGCUAGAUCCGAAGUACGGGCAAGUGCAGCAGGUCUCUCCCUCCUUCCAGUGGGCACAGAAUGACACCGCGAUCUUCCUGUCUGUAAAGUACACCGUACGCUGGAAUGCGCCAGGCGCACUGGAGGUCACUGACCCGUCGGUGAACAUGACGGGAAAUGUUUUCAACUUCUCCGGCCUGGGAAAGCAUUCCAACAACAAGUACAGGUAUUUCCUUUCCGUCAACCUUUUCGACAACAUUGAUGCGCAGCUCUCUUCCUGGAGUGCGGCCUCAGUCGGCAAGCUCAGCGUCACCCUGAGGAAGCGGUGGCCGAGGAAGUGGCCACGACUUUUAGUAGACAAGAAGACAAAGAUCGGCAACAUGCAUCUCUGGAUGGAGAUGCAGGAGAAGCUGGACUCCAGCCUUUCCGGCCUCAGCUCUGUGACCAACUCACCGGUGUCCUGCGGCCAGAUGGGGAAGCUGUACUGCAUGGCAACAGACACCUGCAAGAAGUCAGAUGCCUGCACCCAGUGCCCUGGAAAGGCAGAGCCCGAUGAGAAGGCCAACCUGUGCGCCGGUAAGCCCACCGAGAAGGCAUCCCUUAGCUUCCAGGACGCCGACAUGGAUGAAAACCAGCUCAGUGGCGAGGUGAAGAUCCACAAGGCCCGGAAUGACUUCGACGUCGACACCUAUGCCGUGUUCUGGGGCAAGAGCGACUCUGCGAAGCUGGAGUCUCCAGAGGGCAAGGAGAUGCUGCUCGGGGAGGUCAGCUCCAGUGGCCAGGAUGUGGAGUUGCGACUCCCGCCAAACAGCCGCAUCCCGGAGGGUGCCACGCACCUGUUAGUCUUCUCCCGCAAUGCCUACGGUGAGUACUCUAGCCCGGGCUCCCUUCUGCUCCGCGACGCUGCUUUGCCGAAGGCGAAGCCGGGAGGCCUCAGCUUCGAGGAUGAGGAUGGUGGUAAAGACAUGGUGCGUGGGCGGAUCACCAUCAACAAAGCUGAGAACGAGGAGAAGAUCUCCGAGUACUCGCUUCAUUGGGGUCGCUCGCCCACUAGGAAGACAGCCCAGAACUCCUUCAUCAGCGAUGUGCGGAAGGAGGAGGGAAAAGACGUUUCUCACUGGCUCUCUUCGCAGAAGCCUCCGGAGGGUGCGACCCACCUCCUGGCCUUCUCGAAGAACGAGUUCGGAGAGCACCCGUCACCCGUCAAUGUGCAGGUCGUGGAUCGGACGAAGCCUUGCGUGUCCAAGGAGGAAGAUUCCUGUCCGCAGAAGGUUGUAUCAACAGCAGACGAGAAUCCAGAGCCGAAGAACGUGAAGGCCAAAGUGACCAUCACGCCUGCAAAAAACGAGGAGAAGAUUGACAAGUACAGGCUGUUCUGGGGCAAGCAUGCCUGUGGUGAGAAGGAGCAAGACGCUCAGGCCAAGAACGGUUACCUCAAGGACGUCCGUAAGGACGAGUCCCUCGAGGUGGAGCUGUCAACGGGAAUCCUCGUGCCUGAUGGCACAACCCACAUCCUGGCGUUUUCCAAUGCGCCGACCCUCGGCGAGUCCGAUUUUUGCGUGUCGACACCCUUCCAGGACGACAAGUCGGCAGAGAAGAAAGAGCUCUAA